AUGCUCACCAUUUUCGCACCACUUUUGCUGCUCGCGCAGGGCACAUUCGCAGCGCCUGUUGAGAAUGCCGCCGCAGCAGCAACAGUAGGCAAGAUUCGCGGCGUUCGCGACCCAAUUUACCAUCUCUACCUCCAAGCCAGUCCCAAGAACGCAUCCACGCCUGUCCUCGGUCCCGAGACCGCAGCUGAUGAAUUCACCAUUGGCGGAACCAUUCAAUCCAAGAAAACAACUAAAUACCUAAACAUUGCGACGGCCUCGACGAGCUACAAGCCGCUUGUUUGGGGCGACAAGGGCGACACGACAGCAUGGGGACUCGAGGGCGAUACGAUUAUCACGGUGCAAGGGAGUAGCUAUGGGCGACGAGUCGUCACGGGCGCCAACAAGGGCAUUGGACUAGCUAUUGUCCGUCAGCUUGCGCUGCAAUAUCCCAAGUCGCCGCUCAACAACGGACCUUUCUUGAUCUACCUGACUGCUCGCGACCAGGGCCGAGGAGAAGCAGCCGUCAAGGACCUCGAGCAAGAUGCACAGCUCAAGCAAGCAAAGGCUCUGAAAGCCGAUGGAGGGCUGGCGGAAAUCAAGUUCCAUUUGUUGGAUAUCACGAGCAGCGACAGCAUCAAGGCGCUCGCGGGCCAUCUGAAGCAGGAUCACAGCGACGGUAUUGAUUUUGUCAUUAACAACGCUGGUAUCGCCAUGGAUGGCUUUGACGCAAACGUGGUGAAAACAACACUAAACUGCAACUACUACAAAACGCUAGAAGCAUGCCACGAGUUUCUCCCGCUGCUCAAGCCCACCGGACGCCUUGUAAAUGUUGCAUCCAGGGCCGGUCUACUCAGUAAAUACUCGGAGGAAGUGCGCAGCCGGUUCCUUGCGUCCAAGACGGAAGACGACGUUACGGCCAUCAUGAAGGACUUUGCUGCUGCCGUGGAAGCGGGCAAGGAGAAGGAGGCUGGGUUCCCUAGCGCCGCGUAUGCUGUCAGCAAGGCGGGAUUGAUUGGUGGCACGAGGGCGUUUGCAAAGCAGGUCAAGGACAGUGGGAAAGAAGUCCUGGUUAAUGCCUGUUGUCCUGGCUAUGUCAACACAGACAUGACAAAGGGGAAUGGAACGAAGACGCCGGAUCAGGGUGCGCAGACUCCUGUUAUGCUGGCACUGAGAGACAUUGAGGGCAAGACGGGGGCGUUUUGGUCAGAGGAGCAGGAGAUUAGUUGGGGUUGAUGGUAUAAACAUUCCUACAGCGCGUGAUGGUGGUGAAAGGGAUGCAGCUUUAGCUAUUACGUUGUUCUAGCUGUUUCUGCGGGUACUUGAUGAAUAGUCAGCU
This is a messenger RNA of Exserohilum turcica Et28A, 1315 nucleotides long. RefSeq lists its product as uncharacterized. The transcript is spliced from 5 exons. Bases 1 to 1212 code for a protein of 403 amino acids. Gene Ontology annotation, molecular function: oxidoreductase activity. NCBI's taxonomy places the organism in Eukaryota, Fungi, Ascomycota, Dothideomycetes, Pleosporales, Pleosporaceae. The record is from RefSeq and is a predicted model, not a curated record.